CACCGUGUCGCCGGAGAACAAGUCGGAGGCCAAGGAGUCCGUCGACUUCGCCCAGAGCGACAGGGGCGCCGACGCUGACGCCGUCAGCGACACGCCGCAGACGAGAGACGAGGCCGGGGACGCCGGCAAGAAAGAUGACGUCGCCGGGGGCGAGGGCGGCGGAACGACGCAGACGAGGGACGAGGCUGGCAGCGGCGACACAUCGUCCAAGGACGACGCUGGGGACACCGGCAAAAAGGACGAUGGCGCCGGCGGCGCCGCGGAAACGACGGACCCUGGCAGCAACGACGUCAGCCGGAGUGACGUCGCGGGGACGACGGACGCGACAGGAAACAGCACCGCCGGAAGCACGGACAUGGAGGAGUCCGCCAAGCAGCCUGCCGGCGGCACGGUUGCCGAGGGCGAGACACAGUCCAAGAACCAGACGUUCUCCGACGAGAACGGCAAGACGGAGGGCGGCGAGGUGGCGAAGCCGGAGGACCCCGAUAAAAAGGUCGAGCAGAGCGCCGAACAGGCGACGAUCGAUGCCAAGAACACCACAAGCAGUCAGGCCGAGAAGAACACCGACCAGAACACGGAGGAAACCGGCGGCCAGGCAGACAAGAAUAACGCCGAGGACGCGUCCACCGAUUCCAAGGACACCGCCGGACAGGCUGACAAGAACGCCGAGGAGGCGUCCACCGACGACAAGAACACCGGCGGCCAGGCUGACAAGAACGCCGAGGAAGCGGCCACCACCGACGCUGACAACACCGGCGGCCAGUCCCGCAAUAGCACCAAGGAGACACCGACAGAGUCAGAGGAGACCGGCGGCGGCGACGGCGGCACGGCCAAGAACCAGACGACCUUCGACGACGUCAACGGCAAGAUGGACGGCGUGCAGCCCGUGAAAGAAGACGGGAAGGUCGUCGAGAAGAACCCCGAUGAAGCUGCCAGCAGCGACAAGGUGGAAAGCACGGACGACGACACGAGCACCGACGCGGCGUCAAAGAACGCCACUUCCGGCGAAGGCCUGAACGUCGCGGCGGAGACCAUGGCGGUUACAGCCACGGAUGGCACCAACGGCACGAUCACACCAGACACGCAGAACUUCGCAAUGAACAGCAGCGCCACGACUGGAGAUAUAGACGCGGCGGAGAAAGCCGAGCUGCUGCCGAGCGGGCAGGCGGACCUGCUGAACGAGACGGCGUCGGCGGUGGUGGAGAACGGCGCGUUCCCGACCCAGGCGGCGGAGUCAAGUGAGGAGAAGAAGGCGCGAUCAGGCGAGGACAAGAAAAAGAAGAAGAAGAAGGGCAAGGACAAGGGCGCCUCCGGCGAGACGACGGCCGCGGCGGAGGCCUCGUACACGUGGAAGCUCUGCAACGCGACCACCGGCGCCGACUACAUCCCGUGCCUGGACAACGAGGCGGCCAUCAGGAAGCUCAAGACCAACAAGCAUUACGAGCACCGGGAGCGGCACUGCCCCGCCGACGCGCCGGCGUGCCUGGUGCCGCUGCCGGAGGGCUACCGGCAGCCGAUCCCGUGGCCGUACAGCCGCGACAAGAUCUGGUACCACAACGUGCCGCACACGGGUCUGGCGUCGUACAAGGGGCACCAGAACUGGGUAAAGGUCUCCGGCGAGCACCUGACGUUCCCCGGCGGCGGCACGCAGUUCAAGCACGGCGCGCUCCACUACAUCGAGCUGAUCGAGGAGGCGCUCCCGGAGGUGGCGUGGGGGCGGCGCAGCCGCGUGGUGCUCGACGUCGGCUGCGGCGUCGCCAGCUUCGGCGGCUUCCUCUUCGACAAGGACGCGCUAACCAUGUCGUUCGCGCCCAAGGACGAGCACGAGGCGCAGGUGCAGUUCGCGCUCGAGCGCGGCAUCCCGGCCGUUUCCGCCGUGAUGGGCACCAAGCGCCUCCCCUUCCCCGGCAACGCCUUCGACCUCAUCCACUGCGCGCGCUGCCGCGUUCCCUGGCACAUCGACGGCGGCACGCUGCUGCUCGAGGUCAACCGCCUCCUCCGCCCCGGCGGUCUCUUCGUCUGGUCGGCCACGCCCGUCUACCGGAAGGUCCCCGAGGACGUCGAGAUCUGGCACGCCAUGGCGGCGCUGACCAAGUCCAUGUGCUGGGAGAUGAUCAAGAGGACGAGCGACACGGUGGACCAGACGGCCAUGGUCGUCUUCAGGAAGCCGGAGAGCAACGAGUGCUACGACGCGAGGGCGCGGGCGGAGCCGCCGCUGUGCGAGGCCUCCGACGACCAGGACGCGGCGUGGAACAUCACCCUGCAGCCGUGCAUGCACCGGGUGCCCACCGACCCGUCCGCCCGCGGCGCGCGGUGGCCGGCGCAGUGGCCGGACCGGCUGGCCGCGGCGCCGUACUGGCUGGGCGCCGACCAGGUGGGCGUCUACGGCAAGCCCGCGCCGGCCGACUUCUCGGCGGACCAGGAGCACUGGAGGAAGGUCGUCCAGGGCUCGUACCUUGACGGCAUGGGCAUCGACUGGAAGAACGUCCGGAACGUCAUGGACAUGAGAGCAGUAUACGGAGGGUUCGCGGCGGCGCUCCGGGACAUGAAGGUGUGGGUGAUGAACGUGGUGACCAUCGACUCGCCGGACACGCUGCCGAUCAUCUACGAGCGCGGGCUCUUCGGGAUGUACCAUGACUGGUGCGAGUCCUUCAGCACCUACCCGAGGUCGUACGACCUCGUCCACGCCGACCACCUCUUCUCCAAGCUCAAGAGCAGGUGCGAGCUGCUGCCGGUGAUCGUCGAGGUGGACCGGAUCCUGAGGCCGGAGGGGAAGCUGAUCGUCCGCGACGACAGGGCGACGGUCGAGGAGGUCGAGAGCAUCGCGAGGUCCUUGCACUGGGAGGUCAGGAUGACCGUGUCCGAGCAGGGGGAGGGGCUGCUCUGCGUCGGGAAGACGAUGUGGCGGCCCACGGAAGUCGAGGCGCUGAGCUAGUAGAAGCUGACAAGUGAUGACUCCAGCUGUUCUUCUUCCAAAUAGUAGCACCUAGCAAAAUACAGAAUGGCGUUCCUGCCACAUUGCAAUAAUCAAGAUAGCCAUCGAGUUGUAUACAGUGUACUUGUUACCGAGUUCUGUAGUAGCUGUAGGUACAUCAGUGUUUCAGACCUCAACCCUCAGUACAGUUACCAUUGACUGCGGAAGGAAGAUCUGAAAAAGAUGGUGAUUCCAAAUCAUCAGCAUUUUGCA
Setaria italica (foxtail millet) is the source of this 3187-nucleotide messenger RNA. Its product is annotated as probable methyltransferase PMT24. The record is from RefSeq and is a predicted model, not a curated record. NCBI's taxonomy places the organism in Eukaryota, Viridiplantae, Streptophyta, Magnoliopsida, Poales, Poaceae. Bases 356 to 2935 code for a protein of 859 amino acids. Gene Ontology annotation, cellular component: trans-Golgi network; endosome; cytoplasm. Gene Ontology annotation, molecular function: methyltransferase activity. The transcript is spliced from 4 exons.